This is a messenger RNA of Chondrus crispus (carragheen), 237 nucleotides long. RefSeq lists its product as hypothetical. The transcript has a single exon. The record is from RefSeq and is a predicted model, not a curated record. The coding region runs from base 1 to 237 and encodes 78 amino acids. NCBI's taxonomy places the organism in Eukaryota, Rhodophyta, Florideophyceae, Gigartinales, Gigartinaceae.
AUGUCGAGCGCGGGUGACGCGGGUGGCGAGGUACACCUGAUCACAGCAAUUAACCUUGGUCUAUAUAUUAACCUGGGUUCAGAAAUAAACUGGACCAGGUUAUUAUUGGUUUUGACCUGGAGGAAACAGUCUUAUGAUAAGUCGCCUUUAGAGUUCAAAAAGGGCGAGAACGCAUGUCGCCGCCUCGAUAUGGUCUUUGGGCGGAGAAGCAGCUCUUUUCUGAGCUGCAGACAAUAA